Molecule: messenger RNA, 3207 nt
Organism: Rotaria sordida
Lineage: Eukaryota; Metazoa; Rotifera; Eurotatoria; Philodinida; Philodinidae
Source: the annotation of a GenBank genome assembly
AUGUUAUUUAAUCGAUUUCAACAAUUAAAUCUUGUGAAAAAUAUAAUUCAUCGAAAGAAAUGGACACAUUCACGAGUUUCAUCAUGUGGUACAUAUCAUAUUUGUUUAAAUACUCAACAACCACUUUAUCAUUAUCGAUUUAAAAAUGUUCUACCAUUUCAUUCACCUGGUUUAGCACCAGUUAUUGAUCAAACUGAAGAAGCAUAUCAUAUCGAUGAACAUGGUGAAAGUGUUUAUUCUCAACGAUUUCAUCGUACAUUUGGUUUCUAUGAAGAUCUUGCUGCUGUACAGAAUCUUGAUUAUUGGCAUCAUAUUACAAUACAAGGUUCUCCUGCUUAUAAGUCUGUAUGGCAAUGGUGUGGUAAUUUUCAAUCACAUCGAUGUCCUGUUCGAGACUUUGAUCUAAAAUAUUAUCAUAUUGAUCCUAACGGACGAAUUAUUUCAGGUCCACAUUCAUAUGCUGGUGAUUUUCGAGAAGGCAGUGCUGUUGUUCGUAGUAUAGUUGAUGGUCUUUUUCGUGCUAUUGAUGAGAAUGGUGAUUUACUUCAUUCAUCAUCGAAGAAAACAAGUUUUUUCGAUCUUGAUGUUUAUCAUAAAGGUCUAGCACGAGUACGAGAUGAAAAUGGUUGGUUUUUUAUUAAUCGUGCUGGUGUUGAUAUUGGACAAGGUCGUCGAUAUCGUCAAAUUGAAAAUUUUUAUAAUGGUCAAGCACUUGUUCAAUUAUUUCAUGAUGGAUCAAGAUGUAUUAUCGAUGAACAACAUCAUAUAUUAGCUCGAUUACAUAAUUGUCAUGAUGAAAAUCGUGCUGAUAUUGAACAAAUUUCAAAAAAUUAUUGGUCAUCCUUCGCACUUAAAAUAGGUUUAGAUCAAAAAAUAAAUUUACUUGAAGAAAAUCAUCAAUCUAGCAAUCAUGAUUACAAUUUAAGAGAACAAAUUCGUCGAGUAUGGAAUGAAUUUGGUUUUCUUGAAUUAUCACCUAAUAAUAAGACUUAUACUAUAACAGAUCGAGGUCGUCUUCUUUUUGAUUCCGAUAGUAUUAUUCGUGAUCGUGCUCUUUAUUGGUUAUUAGAUCGACAUAUAUCAGCUUGGUUACCAACUUUUAAUUUUCAAAAACAACAUAUUUCAAAAAUUGAUUUUUUUUCUCAAAUAUCUAAAACACCUGAUCUUGUUGCUUUGACACAAAGAGUAUUAAAUUCAUAUGCUGAUCAUGAUUGGCAUGAUAUUACAUCUGUACUUCCAAAUGAAUUAUUUCAAUCAUCUACUAUUGUCGAUCUUGGUGGUGGAAUUGGUGCUUUAUUACGUGAAUUAUCAAAACAUUGUUUUAAUCAACGUUUAAUUUGUAUUGAUCGUCCUGAAGUUAUUCAUUUAGCUUCAUAUCAUCCACAAAUUGAAUUUUUAAGUGCAGAUCUAUUUUCUGGUUUUUUACCUUCAGCUGAUUUUUAUUUUUUAUCUCGUGUACUUCAUGAUUGGCCUGAUGAGAAAAUUAAAAUCAUUUUAAAUCGCAUUCCAUCAAAAUAUCUCUGUAUAAUCGAACGUGAAGUCGAUUUAAAUAUUAACCAACAUGCUCUUCUAUCAUUACAUAUGUUUUUAUUACAUGACGCUAAAGAACGAACUCGUCAAGAAUGGAAUAAUCUAUUUUCAGCAACUGGUUGGUCUGUUCAAUCAUAUACACCAUUUUCAGGUCAUAUAAUUACUCUAUUGAAAAAAGAUAAUUAUAUUGAACAUAAAUUACCACUAUCAAUUAAUGCUUGUCGAAAAAAUUCUGUACGUAAGGUUGUUCUUCCUAUUGCUGGACUUGGCCUACGAAUGCGUCCUCAAAGUGUAAUUUUACCAAAAGUUUUUUUACCUAUUGUACAAUCAAAUUCUCUGACAUGGCAAUGUCGUCCAGUAGUUGAUCUUCUUCUUGAACAAGUCUUUACCAAAGGAACUGAUAUUGAACAAGUUUUAUUUGUUAUUGCACCUGAACAGUUAGAUUUAUUUCAAUCAUAUUUUUCAUCUUAUCCUCAUAAGAAUAUCGAUUAUAUUUUACAACAAUCACCAAAAGGUUUUGGUCAUGCUAUUCUACAAGCUGAAUCAUAUAUUGAUAAUGAACCAUUUGUUGUUAUGUUAAGUGAUCAUCUUUAUCAGUCGAAUAAUAAUCAAUCAUGUUUACAACAAUUACUCAAUGCAUACCGACAAAAUAUUUCAAAUCAAUCUAUUAUGGGUCUUACAGGAAUCAUGACGUGUACUUUAGAAGAAGUUUCAGAAACUGGUCUAUUACAAUCAAAUAUAAAUAUGAAAGAUAAACAAUUUUUUGAAAUUACAGAUAUGAUAGAAAAACCUUCUAUUGAAAUAGCACUUAAUCAUUUUCAAUCUCGAAUAUUCAAUAAUCGUUUUUUAUGUCAAGCUGGUAUUGAUAUUUUACCAUCGACAAUUUUUUAUCAACUUCGACAAUAUGAACAAAAAUUAAAAGAAGAAAAUACAAUUUCAGAACUUGGUUUACGUGAAGCAAUGAAUAAUCUUCGACAGAAUGGACAAUUACAUGGUUGUUUAUUAGAUGGUGAACGAUAUGAUAUUGGUAAUCCUAAAGAAUAUUAUCGUACAUUUCAUGCAUUUGCUUUUGAGAAAAAAAAUCAAUUAUUACAACAAAAUUCUUCUAUAUCCAAAGCUUGGCCAUUAGUACAACACAUUGAUAAAUUACGAAAAUUAUUCUCAUUAUCUAAGAAACCAGUAUAUAGUGCUAGUGCACCUGGUCGUUUAGAUGUAAUGGGAGGUUUUGCUGACUAUUCUGGUUCUCAUGUACUUCAAUAUCCAAUUUCACAAAGGACUCAUGCAUUUGUUCAAGUUUCUGAUAUAAAUACAGUUCAUAUGAUUAGUAUUCAAACAGAUCGAAUUGAUGUUGAUUCAAUCAAUGAAAAUAAAUUAAUUAUAUGGGAACGUGAAAUUCCAAUGAAUAUACUCUUAGAUCAUAGUCAUACAUUACGAAAACGAUUAGAAACAUGGUAUAAACAACAACAACACAAUACAUUAUUUUCAUCUGAUGAACCAAUAAAUUGGCCAAAUUAUAUACUUGGUAUUUUAUCUCAAUUGAUAGAUAAAAUUGAUAAAACAUCGAUUCCAAUCGGUUUCAAUGUAAUUAUUAUUUCUGAUGUACCAUGUAAUAAAGGUGUAGCUUCAUCGGCUGCUCUUGAAGUUGCUGUUGCUCGUGCAGGUAAUUCUAAAGUAUAG